AUGUUACAAACCAAAGUACUCACAUAUAUUAUAGACGGCAUGAUCGCUGGCGUUAUCGGUUAUGUUAUCAUCAACGGCAUCAUCUUCAUCAUUGACAAGAUCUCAUUUGGAAGAAUUCAACCUGAUUACACCCUACGUGAAAACUGGUGGUCUGCAGCCUUUAGCCGAUCCUUCACACCUUAUUGGAUGCGCUAUGUUAUCGCUCGUGCUAAGGGCAAGCCCAUUCCAUGGCACGAAGACGACUAUGACUUUGGAUCCGACGAUGAAAACGACCACCCGGAUGUGGUUGUAAACGACAACAACAGCAUUUCAGAAGGGCAAACGGAUGUUGAUUCAUUACACCAAAGCCAUAUCCGCGAGAAAGCAUCAAUCUAUUAG
Messenger RNA from Lichtheimia ornata, 378 nucleotides. RefSeq lists its product as uncharacterized. The record is from RefSeq and is a predicted model, not a curated record. Bases 1 to 378 code for a protein of 125 amino acids. Lineage: Eukaryota; Fungi; Mucoromycota; Mucoromycetes; Mucorales; Lichtheimiaceae. The transcript has a single exon.